CGCCAAUUCAAUAACUUGCACACAUGGCUGCCAUCCUAAAUGGAGAAACAGGUUGACUUGGAAGCAGGGUUGACCUAGAUGAUGCCUCUAGCAACCUCACCUUCGCGAUAACUGGUGCAACUAUGUGGUCUUUAUUCACAUCCGCUGCCCGUUGGAAAUGGGAUGGAGAAGGCGUCCCGAGUAAGAAAGUACUGAAGACUCAGCGCCAGGUUCUCCAUUCUGGUAGUGAUGACUCUAAAAAGCGACUUUUGGAGCACAUCGUGGACCUGGCAGACCGUAGCGAGGAGCUGCAGACUGCUUUAGGCCAUGCAAAGAUUACUGCUGACGUCUGCGGCUGCUUCCUGUCUGGUUCUGCGCCGGUACAGACAGCGGCUGCAAACGCUCUGGCAGCGCUGUGCGAUGAGCACCUAGGCAACUGCACGGCCGUAUUGGCUGCCCACCACGGGAGCAAGAAGCCCCUGCCUCUCGCAACCAAGCUCCUUGAGCACAAGAACAUCGACCUGGCGCUUGCGGCAGCCGGUCUGCUGGACGUUCUGGCCGCAUCAGACUCCUCUGCUGUACUACAGUACCUCAACCAGUCCAGCUGCAUUGAGGAUCUCUUCAAACGGAUGCGGACGUGGAGCCAGAAGGCCUUGGCAGCCUCAGAGCCCGCCGCGCCCACCUACAUGAAGCUGCUGCGCCGAUUGUUGAGGGUUUUGCAAAGCGUGGCGACCACCGUCGGCGUGGCCAAGUGCCGGGAGCUGUUCAAGGCGCAGGUGGUUGCGCUGCUGUUGGAGUUUGUGCAGGAUUACAGAGGGCGGCAGGGCCUACUGCCGGCGGCUGGGGAAGCCAGCGAAAGCGGCAGCCUCAGCGGACAUGCGGCCGUGGUCCGGGAUGCGCUAUAUCUGCUGUUCCUGGUGCUGUCGCAG
This is a messenger RNA of Volvox carteri f. nagariensis, 908 nucleotides long. RefSeq lists its product as uncharacterized. The annotation marks the transcript as partial. Lineage: Eukaryota; Viridiplantae; Chlorophyta; Chlorophyceae; Chlamydomonadales; Volvocaceae. The record is from RefSeq and is a predicted model, not a curated record. The transcript is spliced from 3 exons.